Corticium candelabrum is the source of this 1527-nucleotide messenger RNA. Its product is annotated as rap guanine nucleotide exchange factor-like 1. NCBI's taxonomy places the organism in Eukaryota, Metazoa, Porifera, Homoscleromorpha, Homosclerophorida, Plakinidae. The transcript has 17 exons. Bases 453 to 1352 code for a protein of 299 amino acids. Gene Ontology annotation, cellular component: plasma membrane. The record is from RefSeq and is a predicted model, not a curated record. Gene Ontology annotation, molecular function: guanyl-nucleotide exchange factor activity. Gene Ontology annotation, biological process: positive regulation of GTPase activity; Ras protein signal transduction.
AGGGUACACUGACAGUUCUAAGAGAAGGUGAAGACUUUGGAGAAUUAGCAUUGCUAAAUGACACAACAAGACUGGCAAGCGUCAAGAACAGAGAAAGAAACUGCUAUUUUCUUGUUAUUUCAAAGGAAGAUUUUAAUGAUGCACUGAGAUCUGCAGAGUCAACAUUCAGUAGACUAAAAGAAGAAGGGCAGGAUGUGUUGGUGUUAGAAAGACACAUAAGGGAGAAGUUCAAAUUUACAUUAAGCAGUUUAAUUAGAGAUCCAAUAGUAAAUAUUUAAUCUUUGUGCUUCUGUAGUGGUGAGUAUGCAGUUAUCUCGGGUACGGUAGACAGGCUGGUUGGCAUUUUAUUAGAUGAAAUUGAGCUGUCUGUGCAGAAGGAAUUUUUUCAGUCUGCUCUCUUGUUUGCUGUUCCUAAUCUCGUUUCGACGUCAAAGUUAGUACGCAGCCUACUAAUGCGCUAUAUCCAAUGCAGUAAAUUCUCUUGGAAGAGGAAAAAAAUUGAGAAGUUUGUCUUUUUUUGGCUAUUGAAGUCCAAUAAACAGGAGAGAGACCGAAACUUGUUAGUCAAAUUUGCCUUGGACUUAGCUCCUCUGAUGGAGCAAGAGGUUGCUACUGACCUGUGGUAUAAGGCUGUGUUUAAACUCUGCACUACACUACACUGUAAAUUGUCAACUAGACAUCAAAAUAUGAAGGAAUUGGUUUUGAAUAAUCGUCUGAAAUCAUGGAGACAGUUGAAGAGCGUACAGGCUAACGAUUUCGCCAUUCACAUAACCUCAUAUGAUGCACUCAUGUUCAGUGCAGUCAGCGAGAGAGAAUUUCUGCCCGUUGUUCUCCGAUGUCCACAUUCUGAAAAUACGUCAAAAAAUCUUCUGUUUGUAAUUGAACAGUUUUCAAGGACCAUUGUCUGGGUAAAGCAGUCGAUAUUGAGUAACACUACGAGUAAAGAAAGAUCUGUUGUCUUAAGAAAGUUUAUUCAAAUCGGACUAACGUUGAGGUCAUUGGCAAACUACUACUCACUUAGUGCCUUUGUUUUUGCACUGUGUGACAGCAGUAUAUCAAGACUGAAAACAGCAUGGGAGAUGGUUUCUGAAGAAGAAAAAGAGUUAUUAAUUGACAUGGAAUCAAUACUUGACCCAUCUAGAAACCAUCAAAAGUAUCGACAAGAAAUUGCAUCUGUACACGGGUUUAUGUUGCCUUUCAUACCUCUAAUGAUCAAAGAUCUCACAUUUAUUCAUGAAGGCAAUUCCACCAAAACAGGCAAUAUGGUCAACUUGGAAAAAAUGACAAUGAUGUGUAAGCAUAUUCACAAUUUCAUGAGGCGCUGUAGAAAGCAUAGAAAUUGUCUCUGUUAGUUGUGAAACCUGCACUAAUUGAUAUAAAGAAAGGACACUUGAUACACAGACAUAUGUAGAUCACUAACACGAUAGCUAUAGCUAGAGAACUAAGAUGUGCAAUGUUAUAUAAGUGUCUACAGGAAAUCUAUAAACGUGUGAUAGUAUUUGUAAGCUGAAAUACAUAUGUAUUACU